CUAAACUGUGUUAGGUAUGUAUGACUAACAAUGGUUGCGAUAUUCUCUUCCUGUUUCAGAUAUUUAAAUGUUACAAGAUAGUCGCGACUUCAAGUUGUCAUCAUUUAGACUAAGACCACUUAUAGACAAAAUGAUAUUUCGGAUCUUUGCUCUACUUUGCCUGACACGAUCAUGUACGGCAGUGACAGUCCUUGUAGACGGAAACGAGGUUGACUGCGUUCCAAAACUGUGCUUGCUGUAAAAAAGAAGGCUUAGGAUGUGGUCAUAAUCCAUCGGUUGGUUAUAACUAUUGUGUAAGUGGUUGCGUGGACGGAAUAUUUUGUCAUAGAUGCAAACAAUUUUGUAAAGGUAACUGCUUGACGUGCGAACAGGCGCAUGGUGAGCAAUGUCACAGUUGUCAAGAUACCUUUUAUGAAGCACUAAGUAACUGCACCAAGAAAUGUUCUGUUGGUUGUGAAAAGGGGAUAUGUGAUGACGAUGGAUCAUGCAGUCCAUGUAGGGAAAGCUUUGAAGGAAACAAGUGUCAGACAUGCAUUCAAGGAAAAUACGGUACAACUUGUUCUUUAAACUGUCGUCAUGAGAAUUGCCAUUGUACACGUAUUGAUGGCUGUGUUUCAUGUAAAACGGGAUUUUAUGGCAAAAACACCUUCUGUCAAACACCUUGUUCCCCCGGAUGCAGAAAUGGAGUUUGUAAUGUCGAUGGAACUUGUGACUGUAUCUCACCAUUUACUGGCAGUAAAUGCAGUGAAUGUUCGGCGGGAACUUUUGGAACAAACUGCGAUGAAAUGUGUUCCGUAGGCUGUGAUAAUAAACAGUGUUCAAAAGAUGGCUUUUGUUCCUGUAGAGCCAAUUUUAAAGGAAUUAAAUGUGAUUUGUGUACUGAUGAAAGCUACGGAGAAAACUGUGAUAAACUAUGCAGUAUCGGUUGAGCAUCAUCGUCAUGUGAUAUAAAUAACGGAUUCUGUGAAUGUGAUCCUAAUUUCACUGGCGAUAAAUGCGAACAAUGUAAAUUCGGCGUUUAUGGAAAAUCAUGUAACAUUCCUUGCUCAAAAAAUUGCGUCGAAAAAACAAUGUUCCAAAGAGGUGGGUAAAUGCAUAAUGGGUUGUGUUGAUCGAUACUCUGGUGACAAUUGUACAACCCCCUGCGAUUUUACUUGCGAAACAUGUCUACAAAAUGAUACACUUCACUGCCUGUCAUGCUACAAUGGAUACACUGGAACAGCCUGCCGAUGUCCUCCUAACUGUAAAUGUGCAAGUAGAUCUGGUAUAUGUGCAUCAUGUAGGGAGGGUUACGCUAAUCCUGAACAACAAUGUAAGUGUCAGUCACAAUAUUGCAUCGGGGACAGUUGUAAUGAAUGCAUUGACAAAACGUACUAUGCUAACAACGCAGCGUGUUGUAAAUGUCCAGAGAAUUGCAAAGGUGGUGUAUGCAAGAGUGGACCUGAGUGUAUAUCCGGUUGCCUUGAUGGAUUUUACGGUCUCGAUUGUUCUAUACGUUGUUCGUCCUUAAAUGCCAACUGUUCAAUAUGUAACAGGAGUGAUGGUAUGUGUCUUGAAUGUAAAAACGGACUUUAUCCGCAUGACAAUGGAAGUUGCAUCAGUUGCAAUAGUAAUUGUAAAAACAUGCAGUGCAAUUCUGAAACAGGCGAGUGUACAAAUGGCUGUGUGGAAAUGUUUUGGGGAAGCAAAUGCGGUAGGAAUUGCAGUUUAGAUUGUGAAACAUGUCAUCAGCAUUCCGGUGUGUGCGAUUCAUGUAGAUAUCAAACAGUCCAUGGAGUUUAUUGCAAUGAAUCAUGCAGCUCUUCGUGUAAAGAAGGCAAAUGCGAUCACAGAACUGGCUAUUGUUUAAAAGGUUGCAUUGGACAUUUAUUCGGCAUUCUGUGCCAAACGAACUGCCCUGAAAAUUGUCAGAAAAGUGGUUCUGACACGAGUUGUAAUGCCGAUGGGUUCUGCACAUUUGGCUGCAUUGAUGGCUAUGUCGGGGAUGAUUGUUCAAACGCAGUAAGCGCCGGACCACCAGUAGCAGCAAUUGCUGGAGGUUUAAUUGGAAGCGCAGUAGUCAUUAUUGGCAUCGUUGUUGCAUUAUUCGUCUUUCGACGAAGAUCCGCUCGCCAGUCCGCGUCCAGCAAAAACAAACAAAACAGCAACACAACAUUUCUGGGUAACAUUACUGAGGACGAAAACAAAGACACAAACGAAGACCAUAUCAAGAGGAAAUCAACACAACAAAGUCUAGCUUUGUCCCUGCCAUCAGCAAACAAACUCAUACCAAUACAGAAACAACCAUCGACUCAUGUUGUGUCUGCAUCAGAAAUCGAGACUGACCUUGAGAUAGGUGAGUUUUACAAAGAAAUUUAG
Mya arenaria is the source of this 2358-nucleotide messenger RNA. RefSeq names its product multiple epidermal growth factor-like domains protein 10. The transcript has 6 exons. The record is from RefSeq and is a predicted model, not a curated record. Bases 1021 to 2358 code for a protein of 445 amino acids. NCBI's taxonomy places the organism in Eukaryota, Metazoa, Mollusca, Bivalvia, Myida, Myidae.